UACGAUAUUAUACAGUUAGUAUACGCACACGGAAAUAAUGGCACGUACAAAGCAAACAGCCCGAAAAUCCACUGGUGGUAAAGCACCACGUAAACAGUUAGCAACCAAAGCUGCUCGUAAGAGUGCACCUGCAACUGGAGGAGUUAAAAAACCUCAUCGUUACAGGCCAGGUACCGUAGUCCUUCGUGAAAUUAGACGUUACCAGAAAAGUACUGAGCUACUUAUCAGAAAACUACCUUUCCAACGUCUUGUCCGUGAAAUCGCACAAGAUUUUAAAACAGAUUUACGUUUUCAGAGUUCGGCAGUGAUGGCUUUACAAGAAGCAAGUGAAGCAUAUUUGGUAGGUUUAUUCGAAGAUAGCAAUUUAUGCGCUAUUCACGCUAAGAGAGUGACUAUUAUGCCUAAGGACAUUCAGCUGGCUAGAAGAAUCAGAGGAGAAAGAGCAUAAACAAAACAAAAAACAUCGAACAGAAUCGACGAUGCCUCC
Diabrotica virgifera virgifera (western corn rootworm) is the source of this 487-nucleotide messenger RNA. RefSeq names its product histone H3. The record is from RefSeq and is a predicted model, not a curated record. Gene Ontology annotation, molecular function: structural constituent of chromatin; DNA binding; protein heterodimerization activity. The coding region runs from base 38 to 448 and encodes 136 amino acids. The transcript has a single exon. Gene Ontology annotation, cellular component: nucleosome. NCBI's taxonomy places the organism in Eukaryota, Metazoa, Arthropoda, Insecta, Coleoptera, Chrysomelidae.